Molecule: messenger RNA, 67 nt
Organism: Didymodactylos carnosus
Lineage: Eukaryota; Metazoa; Rotifera; Eurotatoria; Philodinida; Philodinidae
Source: the annotation of a GenBank genome assembly
AUGGCUGCAUGCCCGAUCUGGACUAAAGGCACAUUGAAUAAAAUUGAAGCUUUUGAAGGAAGUAACC